AUGGGGUCCGUGGUGUCCCUCUUUCUGUUGCUGGUGACCGCCCUGGCCCCAUCUCAGGCUGGCGCGGGCUCACACUCCCUGAGGUAUUUCACCACCACCUUGUAUGGUCCUGGCUACCGCAAACCUCGGUUCACCGUCGUGGGCUACGUGGACGACACACAGAUCGUGAGCUUCGACAGCGACUUGCCGAGUCAGCGGGUGGAGCCGCGGGUGUCAUUUGUAGCGCAGGACCCUGAGCAUUUAGAGGAGUUGACACGCCUCGGCAGGGGGAUCUUUAUACUUGGCCGAAUCGAACUGUGGACCCUGUUGGGCUUCCAUAGCCAGGGAGAGAAUGGGUCUCACACUGUCCAGUGGCUAUUUGGCUGUGACGUAGGACCAGACCAUCGCUUCCUCCGUGGAUAUAAGCACGUCGCUUAUGAUUGCCAGGAUUACAUCUCUCUGUCUGAGGACCUGCGCUCCUGGGUUGCGGUUGAUAACGUAGAGGCUCAAAUCACCAGGCGCAAGUGGGAGGCAUCUGGUGUUGCUACAUCAUGGAGGUCUUUCUUGGAGGGCAAGUGUGUGGAGUGGCUUCUCAAAUACCUGGAUAAAGGGAAGGAGAUCCUUGAGCGUGCAGACCCCCCCAAAACAAAUGUGACCCAUCACCCUACACUUGAAGGUGACGUCACCCUGAGGUGCUGGGCCUUGGACUUUUACCCUGCUGACAUCAUCCUGACCUGGCAGAGGGAUGAGGAAGACCUGACCCAGGACAUGGACCUUGUGGAGACCAGGCCUUCAGGGGAUGGGACCUUCCAGAAGUGGGCAGCUGUGGUGGUGCCUUCAGGAGAAGAGCAUAGAUACACAUGCCAUGUGGAGCAUGAGGGGCUGUCUGAGCCCCUCAUCCUGAAAUGGGAGCCACCGCCUCCCUCCGGCUCCACCCCUAUCACUGGGAUCACUGUUGGUCUGGUUCUCCUUGGAGUUUUGGUCACUGGACCUGUGGCUGCCAUUGUGAUGAGGAGGAAGAGUGCAGGUAAGGACGGUGUUUGA
This is a messenger RNA of Grammomys surdaster, 1023 nucleotides long. RefSeq names its product patr class I histocompatibility antigen, A-126 alpha chain-like. The record is from RefSeq and is a predicted model, not a curated record. Gene Ontology annotation, cellular component: external side of plasma membrane. Gene Ontology annotation, molecular function: signaling receptor binding; peptide antigen binding. Gene Ontology annotation, biological process: positive regulation of T cell mediated cytotoxicity; antigen processing and presentation of endogenous peptide antigen via MHC class Ib; antigen processing and presentation of endogenous peptide antigen via MHC class I via ER pathway, TAP-independent. The transcript has 5 exons. The coding region runs from base 1 to 1023 and encodes 340 amino acids. Lineage: Eukaryota; Metazoa; Chordata; Mammalia; Rodentia; Muridae.